This is a messenger RNA of Kalmanozyma brasiliensis GHG001, 2406 nucleotides long. Its product is annotated as Sirohem synthase, N-terminal. NCBI's taxonomy places the organism in Eukaryota, Fungi, Basidiomycota, Ustilaginomycetes, Ustilaginales. The transcript has a single exon. Gene Ontology annotation, biological process: siroheme biosynthetic process. The record is from RefSeq and is a predicted model, not a curated record. Gene Ontology annotation, molecular function: uroporphyrin-III C-methyltransferase activity. Bases 1 to 2406 code for a protein of 801 amino acids.
AUGACGGACGCGACCUCCUCGAACGCGGCGCACUUUCCCGAGCCCAACCCUACAGCCAGCCUCUUGCUCUCGCACCGACCACCGGCGGGCAAGAUCGCUCUGGUCCUCGGCACGGGCAAGCUUGCUGCCUCUCGCUGCUUUGCCCUGCUCGAAGCGGGGAUCCGACCUGUCGUCAUCAGCGUUGAAGCUUCUGCUCGAACUCAAGGCGCCGACUUUUGUCCCGAGAUCGCGCACCGUCUCGCUUCGCAUCAGGUCUCGCACCAUUCUAUAGCUGCCCACCUCUUCAGCACGCGUACCUCGGUUCAAACCACAUUCGACGCCAUUCUGGAUAGCUACGAUGGCGAGGACAACCUCAUCUUUGCCGUUUGCGUAACGGACACGCUGCACUCGGGCGACGACGAGCCCGCUUCCUCUGCCAAGGUCAACGCCGACGACGGGGACGACGCGGUUGCAACCGAAGCAACACUAACUUCGUACGCACGGGCCGAGAUCAUCAGUCGUCUAUGUAGGAAAAGAAGGAUACCGGUGAAUGUAGCAGACAAACCAGGGCUGUGCGACUUUUCCUUCCCUGCCAGCUACCGCUUUCCCUCGACCACCUCCACACCCUCCUCGUCAUCCCUUCAGAUCGCGGUUACGACGAAUGGUCGUGGGUGUCGUCUCGCUGGUAGGAUCAGGAGGGAAAUCGUCUCUGCCUUGCCACACAAUGUCGGAGAUGCAGUUGAAAAGGUUGGACUCAUGCGCGAUAUGGCUAAGCGUCAGUCCGAAGCGUCUUCCGACCCAUCCACGUCCGACCCCACCAAGCCUCCCAGACGCAAGGGAAGGAAGAAUGGCACCUCCGAGAUCGAAGAAGAGGACCUGUCAUUCGAUGCUACACCGCUCAAUAGCCCGGUCCCGCAGCUAGCGCCCAAGAACCCACUCGAGUCGGUCACGACCACACUGCGGCUGCAGCAGCUGCAAGCGCAGCACGAACGGGAGCAGCACGAGGCGGAGGAGCGCACCAAGCGCCGCAUGCGCUGGGUGGCGCAGAUCAGCGAGUACUGGCCCAUCGAGUAUCUCGGCAACCUGGGCGAGGGGCAGAUGGAUGAGGUGUUGCGGACGCAUGGUGAGCCGUCUGAUGCGCCACGAGGGCGAACUUCGUCCCGCAACGAGGAAGCCACCACAACGCCCACGCAGAGUGUUGCACAUCGUGCACGCUCCCAGCACUCACUCGACAUCCGACCUCCACAACCAUCGACAGGUCGGGGGCAUAUUUACUUGCUUGGUAGUGGGCCCGGUCAUCCAGGUUUGCUGACCACCUUCGCCUACCGUCUCCUCACCUCCCCGACCACGUCGCUCAUCCUCUCGGACAAGCUCGUCCCAUCAUCCAUCCUGAACCUCAUCCCGUCGUCCACACCGCUCGAGAUCGCACGCAAAUUCCCUGGUAACGCGGAAGGCGCGCAAUCCGAGUUGAUCGCGAAAGCCCUCCGUGCCGCAUCGGAGGGCAAGACGGUGGUGCGACUCAAACAGGGCGAUCCGUUCGUAUACGGUCGUGGGGGGGAAGAGGUGUUAGCCUUCCGUGCCGCGGGAUGCGAGUGUACGGUCGUGCCCGGAAUUAGCAGUGCGAUUGCUGCACCGGCGCUGUUGGGCAUUCCUGUGACGCAAAGGGGUGCUGCGGACUCCCUCGUGCUGUGCACGGGGGUGGGGAAGGGGGGUGGGAGGGUGAAACUGCCAGGGUACGAGAGGGGGAGGACGGUGGUCGUGCUGAUGGGCGUAGCGAGACUGCGGGCGGUGGUGGCGACUUUGACCGAGGGCGCAAGACAGAGUACGGGGGAUAAUGGGGGGGACAUCGGGGAUAGAGAGGGGGGAGUGUAUCCGCCGUAUACGCCAAUUGCGAUCAUCGAACGGGCAAGCAGCUCCGACCAGCGCAUGGUGGCGAGCACGCUCGAGGGGAUCGUCGAAGCGUUGGAGAACAGCGGUGAGCAGCGGCCCCCGGGGAUGAUGGUCAUCGGUUGGUCGGUGCUCUCCCUCGAAGGGAAAGGGGAUGUGACGGUACAAGACGAUGCGCUGUCGCUGCAAGGCGAGGAGCUGGAAAGACGCGAUAGGGAAAGGGUGUCUUCAUGGCUCAAGGGUCGAAGGUGGAUUGUACGAGAGGGUCUGGAUCAGGCAUACAGGUCUGCGCUGACCGCAUUCCAGACCAAUCCGCUGCAGUUCUCAGAGUCACCGCUGGUACACCAUGCGGACAGCCCGAAGGAGGAAAGGUUCAACAAACGGGACGAGGCAGGCUGGGCACCUCCACGGUAUCCCACAGGUGUCCCAGAGGGAGGAUGGAUGGCCGGAGAAGCACCCAAUCGCCCCGCAACCGAUCAGAUCGCCUACGAGCAGGACAAGACCUAUGCCGAGAUUCAGGCUCGUCUUCGGGAAUGGUAG